Molecule: messenger RNA, 3066 nt
Organism: Necator americanus (New World hookworm)
Lineage: Eukaryota; Metazoa; Nematoda; Chromadorea; Rhabditida; Ancylostomatidae
Exons: 5
Coding region: 1-3066 (1021 amino acids)
Molecular function (GO): nucleic acid binding
Source: RefSeq, a predicted model, not a curated record
AUGACCACCCUGUUGUAUUUGCGUGGACAUGUUUCGUGUUCGGCUUUAAAAAACGCUCCUCUUCUUUGGUUGUGUCGACGUCCGAAACAACUGGCGAUCAGCGGACUACAACGCAGAGGACGACCUCCAAGCCCGGCCGAACUCGUCACAAAUUCUGCGUCGACACGCUUGCCUGAGUUUGUGUACGAUUCGGAAAAUGCAAAAGCUCAACUAAUCGUCUCCAAACUCGGCGCCGUCACAUACGCCCGUUUCACGAACCAUAUUUUCCCUAAAAGAGCAUGCGAUGCUCCUUUAACGGACACCGUGGCUGUUCCGAAGGAAUUGUUCGGACAUAAUACGUCAGUAUCUGCGAGACGCUACGCUUACCUCAAAACACAGCAAAAUGAGGAAGGUCUCCGUGACUACACCGGACUGGUCAAUCAACGCCAUGUCAUGGCUGAGUUCAAUGACGGUACACCUAAGCAAAUGAAAUGCUUCGUAUGGAUAUAUCGACUUGUCGCCUCGCAAGAUGCCGAUGUUCGCGUUCGUGCCCUUCGCAAGAUAGAGGACAACCCUCAAACCACGCUAGAGGAGCUUGCUGCCGAAGCACAACAUUUUCUCGACAUUCGUCAGGAUGCCGCACUCCUCGCACGAUCAAGUGUACUGCACGUCAACGUCGUGGAUUCGCAAAAGAGUCGAAGUCGUGAGCCGCCGUCACCUUGUUUUCAGUGUGGAGCCAAUCACUGGUCUAGAGACUACAUAUUAGUAAACAAGAGAUGCCCCGACUGCAGACGCUCUGGACACAAGCGAGGAUUCUGCAAAAAUUUCCCGGAGAAGAAGAAGCGGAAUCCAAAACAGAAGCGAAAAUCUGCCAACACCGUCACUAUAGCUUCGACUCGUGCUGACGUCGCUGUAAACCGUAUCUACCGUAGAGUACAGAUUAAUGGGAAGAAAACUGGACCGGCCAUGGGUCGACCGAAGCUGCAAUCACCCCGUCUGACACUGAAGUCUGCCAACAACGAAGUGAUCAACGUUCGUGGAUGCUACGAAUGCAACUUCACCACUGAUGGUCAUGGAGGAUAUGGUACUUGCCAUGUAGCCGACACGUCGCCGCUGUUGGGCUUAGAUUGGAUCGCCCGACACGAGCGACUGUUCCGUAACCUGACAGAAGGCUCCAUCUGCAACUCUUCAAGGACACUCAGCACCUUGAAUUCUUCUCUCGCAACGCACCUGAGGAAGAAGUUCCUAGCAGUCUUCGUUCCUGGACUGGGAUGUUGUACAAAGUCAAAGGUUAAAUUCGCUCUGAAGCCUGACUCCAAGCCUGUCUUUCUGAAAACUCGCUCGGUGCCUUAUGCUGCUAUGCCAAGGAUUUCAACCGAAAUCGAUCGAGUUGUGUCUAUACAUGUGCUGGAGCCCGGUGAUCAUUCAGAAUGGACAGCACUCAUUGUCGUCGUUCAGAAGAAAAAUGGAUCGAUCCGUCUUUGCGCCGACUACUCAACCGGACUGAACGAUGCACUAGAACAAAACCAGCACCCGCUUCCAACCCCAGAGGACACUUUCACGAAACUCAACGGAGGACGCUACUUUUCACAGCUCGACUUAGCCGAAACAUAUCUCCAGUUGGAAGUGGACGACGUCUCAAAGCAGCUACUCACUAUCAACACGCAUCGUGUACUCUAUCGCUUCAACCGACUACUAUUUGGAGUGAAACUACCUCCUGGGAUAUUCCAACAAUGUAUGGAUGCUCUUAUCGCUGGAUUAGAUGGAACUGCCGCCUAUCUCGACGACAUAUUGGUUACUGGUAGAGCCUUCGGCGAACACAAUGCCCGACUAGAGGCCGUACUCAAACGGAUUCAAGACUACGGAUUCCGCGUUCGACUCGACAAAUGUGCUUUCCUGCAGACGGAGAUCACCUACCUUGAGUUCGUCAUCAACGCACAAGGACGACUCCCCGAUCCUGAAAAAAUCAAAUCCAGAAGAUGCCCGCUUAGCGCUCCUUCGAACACUCUUACGAAAAAGGACGUUGUCUACACAUGGACAUUGGAGUGCCAGUCUUCUUUCGGCAAGAUUAAGGCAAUUCUAAGCUCGGAUCUUCUGUUGACCCACUUUGACCCAAGUCUCCCAAUCAUCGUUGCCGCUGAUGCUCCAAAUUACGGAAAGUUCCAUCGUUUCAUCCAUGGACGACAUUUCACGCUGAGGACCGACCAGAAACCAUUUUUGGCAAUCUUCGGAAGCAAGAAAGGAGUUCCGGUCUACAGUGCCAACCGUCUUCAGCGAUGGGCCACGAUGCUGCUCAACUACAGCUUCACUAUCGAGUUCAUCAAUACAAAGGAUUUCGGCCAAGUGGAUGCUCUUUCACGUCUCGUCUUGUCACAAUCAUCGAUACCGACUAGAUCGCCUCAACAGAUGCUGAUGUCAUUUCUGAGUUCUCAGAGAACUGUGAUAUCGAAAAACUCGUUAAGACGUGUCCAAGAUAAGCAUCCGUGGCAAAGGAUACGAUCAAAGCUGAACUACAUUCAUGGCCGAAACCACACUCGAGAGACUCGAGAGACACAGACUCGAGUUCAUGCUAAUUUCGGUGAAUCGAUGGAAGGACGACACUAUUUACUUAUCGUGAACGCCUAUGCCAAGUGGCCGGAAAUCCAGAUGUCCUCGAUCUCCUCAAUGGCUACUAUCCAAGCAAUGAAGUGCAUCUUUGCCAAGUUCAGAAAUUCGCUCGUCACGGACAACGGAACGCAGUUCACGUCGUCUCAUUUCACUUCAUUCUGCCGUUUCCGAGGAAUCUUGCACAUUCGUACGCAGCCGUUCCAUCCCCAACCUCUUUUGAAGAUGUCCACAAGCAGAACGUUUUGUGGACACCUCCAAAAGAGGAUUUGCGAAGCUGAAGGGGGAAGAACCAACAGUGGACGCACUACAAACGUUUUUAAUGGCAUGCCCUGCCCGUCUGCACCUGACCAGCGUUCACCUAACGAAGCCUUACUGGGACGCCGACUGCGAACGGAACUCGAUCUAAUGUUACCUUCUAGAGAUCGCACAAAUGGUACACGAGAAAUGGAAUCUCAAUUCAAUCGUCGGAAUGGAGCAUGA